Camellia sinensis is the source of this 2057-nucleotide messenger RNA. NCBI's taxonomy places the organism in Eukaryota, Viridiplantae, Streptophyta, Magnoliopsida, Ericales, Theaceae. The record is from RefSeq and is a predicted model, not a curated record.
AAUAAUCAAUAUGUAGGAGGAGAUAAUACGGGUUUCGCAGUGGUUCCAACUUCUAUCUUUUUAAGAGCUCUAUACUAUUCAUCAAGUGUUUUCCGGAAAGUGUAGAGGUAGACAAAUCAAUGUAUAUGCAAACAAUACAUAAUACAAACUAGUAAACAAAGCAAUCAACAAAGAGCUUUUCCUCACGAAACCUAGGGUUUCUUCAAAUUAAUGGCCACUAAUACCAUAUCACUACUUCCAAUUCCUUCUUCUUUUAGGAAAUCCGACAAUUUUCCAUUACCUCAUCCUCUGAUUCUCAAACCAGAAAACUCGCUAAGCUCUUUCAUCGGAACCCAUCUCUCAAUUCAGCCCACCAACCCCUGGAAUCGCCUUUCAAAUCACCGCCCGUCAACUGUCGCAACGGUCUCGUUUAGCCUCCCAACUGCGAAACCAGAGAGGGGUUCUUCUGAAAAACUUCCAAAAUGGUCGGCGAGGGCUAUAAAGUCGUUCGCGAUGGCCGAGCUAGAAGCGAGGAAGCUCAAGUAUCCAAAUACUGGGACUGAAGCUCUUUUGAUGGGUAUCUUGGUUGAGGGAACCAGUUUAGCUGCAAAAUUUUUGAGGGCAAAUGGAAUUACUCUUUUCAAAGUGCGAGAUGAAACUGUAAACUUACUUGGAAGGUCUGACUUGUAUUUUUUCAGCCCCGAGCAUCCUCCAUUAACCGAACCAGCUCAGAGGGCUCUUGAUUGGGCUGUUGAUGAGAAACUGAAAUCAGGUAGCAUUUUGUCUUCUACUGGAUGUGAUGAUCUCCAACUUCUUGCGUUGAAAUUAGUGUAUAAUAGUAUUAUUAUCAAUUUGUUUUGAACUCUAAUAAUUCUCUAGGAUUUCAUAUGAGUCAUCUGAAUUGAAUACUGGCUUGUGCUAUUCAGGAGGAUUUAAAGCCCUGUAGGUUUGUAAGCCAUAGUGUUAUGAUCUCAAUUAGUACUCAUAUUCAACUUUUAGGUAUCAUGAAAUAGGAAAUUAAAUGCAUUACACAUGAAAUAAUUGUUGUGUAAAUACGAGAUAUAUUUGGGUUGUCCAAGUUAAUAAAAAACAUAAAUUUGUGUUUAAAGUAUAAAGUGUGCUAGCAUGAGGUUCUUACAUAGAUCCUAGGUAAUUGACGUCCUCUAGAUACAUUAUUUGUAUUUACUCCCUGGUCACUGAAUUUGCAUAAACAUAUUUCAUGUCCUUAUUGAACAUUUUGUCCUUUGCUGCUAAGAGGCUAUAAAAGUUUCAAAGGGAUUUUGUGGGGAGGGAUGGGAAAAGAAUUCAAGUGUCAUUUAGUGAAUUGGGAUUCUGUUUAACCCCAGUCAAGGAAGGUGGUUUGGGCAUCGAAAGUUUGGAGAUCUUCAUUGAGACCCUAUUGUUGAAAUGGCUUUAGAAGUUUUUUAAGUGGAUAGUGGUAGAGAAGGGUGGUGGGUGGUGGCCUUGAAGUAUGGAUGUGAUUGGGGGAAGUGGACAUCUUAAGAGGUCAAUUUGCCUUUUGGUAUGGGACUACGAAAAGUUUGGUAUUAGUUUGAGUAACACACUAGCAUGACAGUUGGGGAUUGUAGGAAAGUGAAGUUCUGGCUUCAUCUAGAAUGGGGAAGAGAGGAUGGUGGAUAUUUUCCCUUCAGCUUUUCGAGAAGCAGCAAACACAGAAGCUAUAGUAGAUGACAAUUUAUGAAGAGAGGAGCAACAAGUAUUGGGAUGUCUUGCUAUGCUAUGAAGCACGGACACUGACACGGACAUGGACACGGAUACGGACACGGGACACGGCAAUUUCCAAAAAAUGGGGAUACAGACACGGCAGGGGACGGCGAUUUUUUAUAUAUAUAUAUAUAUAUAUUUUUAUGUGUUAUGUAGAUUCGUAUUACAUUCAUUCUAAAUCAAAAUUAACAAACACUAAUAUAGUAUCAUUAAUUCAAUAAAUAUAAGAGAGGCAAAAGAUUCAACAUCUAACAUCCAACAAUAAAUAUAAGGGAAAACAUCCAACAUCUAACAUCCAACAAUAUUCUUCACAAAAACACCAAAUAAGAGACAAAGAAGAAGAAAAAAAAGAA